This is a messenger RNA of Priapulus caudatus, 1893 nucleotides long. RefSeq lists its product as uncharacterized. The record is from RefSeq and is a predicted model, not a curated record. Gene Ontology annotation, molecular function: nucleic acid binding; zinc ion binding. The transcript has a single exon. NCBI's taxonomy places the organism in Eukaryota, Metazoa, Priapulida, Priapulimorpha, Priapulimorphida, Priapulidae. Bases 1 to 1893 code for a protein of 630 amino acids.
AUGCUUGAAGACAGCGUCAACACGAGCACCCCCGUCGCUGAAGAAGACGUCCGGGCUGAGGACUCGGUUAGCCAGAGUAACGGCAAGGCCAGUUCAAGCAACAGCUCGAGGACAAUCAGAAUCAAAGCGAUGGCAAGAAAGGCAGCUCUCGAGGCUGAGGCAGCAGCCUUGGGGGAGCAACAUAAGCUAGAACUAGAUGAGAUGAGGCUUAAACAAAGAAAGGCAGAACUAGUGCUGAGAACAAAGCUACGGAUAGCAGAAGCAGAAGAGCAGGUGUAUGAGCAGAUGUCAGACUUACUCGACAAGUCGACAAUUGAAAGAUCUCCUGGACCGUGCCUUCCUGAAGAUAGCAGAAGGUCUCAAGGUAAGAUUGAACAAGCAACGCCAGAGGACACUGCACCGGAGCAGCUAGAGGACACUGUAACAUACCCACCACAGGGUUCUACAGAGUCAGUGAUGGUAGAGUUGUUGCACAGUACGAAGGAACAACAUAGAAGCUUGAUGGAAACACUGCAACUGCCAAAGGCAGAACUAAGCUACUAUGCUGGUGAACCUCUCGGGUUUUGGGAAUUUUGGAGAGCCUUUGAAUCCAAUGUUGACUCGGCGGGUGUCAGCCCAGCUGCCAAGCUUACCAGGCUUCUGCAUUUUUGUACUGGAGAGGCCAGACGAGUCAUCAAGGCCUGUUCAGUUAUGGAUCCAGCGGCAGGAUACACCAGGGCGAAGCAACUCCUCAAGGAACGCUUUGGUAAUAGUAACAGAGUGGCAGAAGCUUGGAUUUCUAAGGUCACCAGAGGUCCUCCCAUACCUGCUAAUGAGCCUCGCCAGCUACGAGAUAUGGCUGAUGAACUGAAGACAUGCUAUGAGACCCUGGUUGCCAUGGAUUACGCCAGAGAGCUGCAGCCUCAACGAGUCCUGCUGGACAUUGUGGAACGUCUUCCACAAUUCAUACGGCACAGGUGGCUGAGAGUUGCAAGGGACAAUCAGAGGAGGGGUCAUCCUCCAGACAUCAGGAACCUCGUUGACUUUGUUGAGGACAUUGCAGAGGAACAGAAUGAUCCCGUCUUUGGACCAGCAGCAUGGAGGAGCAAGACUCCGCCACAAAAGAAAAUGACUGGGAAUUAUUCAACAGGGGUGAAGACAGAGAACUUAAACCAGAAGUGCUAUCCCUGCAAGAACAGCGAUCACAAGCUUUUUGCAUGUCAUAGUUUUAAGGACAUGACCCCUGAAUGCAGAUUUGACUUUGCCAAGAAGGAAAGACUGUGCUUUAAUUGCUUGAAUAAGGGGCAUAUGACCAGAGACUGUAAACUCCAGAGGACUUGUUCAGUUGAUGGUUGCAAGAUGAAACACACCAAAUUUCUGCAUGUUCAACACCGGCAGCCGCGAAGAGAGAAGGAAGAUGAUUUACAGUCCUAUCCUGAUUCAAGUACACAGACGAGUGGGGAAGCAGUUUCUACGCAGAGCCAUGUCACAGGGGCCGGGCAAUUGAAGAUUGCCAUUCCAGUCAUUCCGGUUACAGUGUACAAUCCUGGAAGCAAUUCUGCUGUGGAUACAUUUGCUAUGUUAGAUCCAGGAUCCAGUAGUUCCUUCUGCACAGAGGAACUUGCCCGUAGACUGAAUGUUGCUGGAAGGAAGCAGACGUUAUCCUUGCCUACGUUGGAGUGUGCCAACAGUCAGUUACAGUGCAAUGAGGUUAGUCUUAGAGUUCAAGGCAAGAUGAAGACCGAGAUGAUUGACCUCCCUCGAGCUUACACCAAGGAAUCGAUUAACAUCAAUCCCGAUGUCAUCAGGAAAGAAGACAUAUCCAGAUGGCCGCAUCUGAUAGACUUAGACAUCCUAGACUCCUCUGGUUAUAAGGUUCAAUUGUUGAUUGGUCAAGAUGCUCCUGAGCACUAG